CUGGGACGGGAGUUGCUGCAGCCUGAGAAGGGGCUGGCAUGUGUUAAUGACCCGGAGUCUCCCCGUAGUAACUGGGCUUUUGAUGUCCAGUCCUGUGACCGGACACUGCCAGGUCUCCUUUUUGACCAGACCUUCUGGUCGAAAACCAGGCACCUGGCAACCCUAAAUGGCACCUGAACACAGAAUCCAGAAACUGGACUGUCCAGCCGUGGGCACUCGGGCACGGAUCCUCUUCACCAAGGAGCCGUCCUCUCAGGACGCCUUGCACGGCCGCAGCGCCAUCCUGCGCUGCGAGGUGGAGGAGCCGAGUGGCGUGGAGUUCGAGUGGCUGCACAAUGGGCUUUCCGUCCAGGACACCGAGCGCCGCUUCCAGGAGGGCAGCAACCUGCAGUUCACCGCCGUGGAUCGGCAGCAGGACGCCGGGAGCUUCCAAUGCGUGGCCAGGAGCACGCUCACGGGAGAGGAGGCCCGAACGGCGAAUGCAUCUUUCAACAUCAAGUGGCUCGAAACAGGUGGCGUUGUCCUGAAGCACCCAGCAAACAUGGCAGAGAUCCAGCCCUCUGCCUCCGUGACGCUGCGCUGCUACAUUGACGGCCAUCCGCGCCCAACGGGCCAGUGGUUCCGGGAUGGCACCCAGCUGCUGGAUGACCGUAGCAGCUACUGGAUCAGCAGUAAGGAGCGGACGCUGACCCUAAAGAGCGCCAGCCCCGAAGACAACGGCGCCUACUACUGCUGUGCUCGCAACGCCGUGGGCAUGGUGUGCAGCAACAACAACUUCACACUGAAUCUCAUUGACGAGAGCUUCCCUCGCCCGGUGGUCAUCCCGCAGGACCUGAUAGUGAGUAAGAACGAAGAGGCCAUGUUCCACUGCCAGUUCACGGCAGUGCCUCCUCCCAUGCAGGAGUGGGUCUUCGAGGACAGCUCUCCCAUCACCAACAGGACACGGGUCACGGUGUUUGCCAAUGGCUCCUUGCUGAUAACCCAGGUGAGAGCGCGCAGCACGGGGAUCUACAGGUGCAUUGGCCACGGGCAGAGAGGGAAACCCACUGUCCUGGAGGCAAGUCUGCGGCUGGCAGAGAUCGAGGACAUGGCGCCAUUCUCCCCGAAGGUUUUCAUAGCGAGCCAGGAGCAGCGCGUGGCCUGCCCUGCCCCCCGCGGCUUGCCCCAGCCCCGUGUCUGGUGGGAGAGGAACGGCGUCCCGAUACCCGCUAGCGGCAGGGUGCACCAGGAGGCCGAGGAGCUGGUGUUCACCAGCGUUACUGGGAGCGAUGCUGGCACUUACACCUGCCACGCGGCAAACAAGGCUGGGGAGAAGAAACAAGACCUUAGCGUCACCGUAGCCACGGUGCCCAGGUGGGUGGAGAUGCCCAGGGACAGCCAGCUGGAGGAGGGGAAGCCGGGCUAUCUCCACUGCCUCAGCAAGGCCUCCCUGAAACCCACCGUCACCUGGUACCGCAAUGGUGUCUCCAUUUCCGAGGACUCGCGCUUUGAGAUCUCGGAGAAUGGGACACUGCGCAUAAACAACGUGGAGGUGUACGACGGGACCGUGUAUAAGUGUGUGAGCAGCACCCCGGCGGGGAGCAUCGAGGGAUAUGCUCGUGUGCACGUCCUGGAGAAGCUGAAGUUCACGCCCCCUCCGCAGCCCUUGCAGUGCAUGGAAUUCGACAAGGAGGUCACCGUGUCCUGCUCAGCCACUGGCCGUGAGAAGCCCACCAUCCAGUGGGUCAAAACAGACGGGAGCAGCCUGCCGGCUCAUGUCAGCCUGAGCGCUGGUGCCCUGCACUUCCGCAAGGUGAGCCGGAGCGACGCUGGUAACUACACGUGCAUCGCCUCCAACAGCCCCCAGGGCGAGAUCCGGGCCACGGUGCAGCUCACGGUGGCAGUUUACAUCACCUUUAAGCUGGAGCCGGAGCCCACGACGGUGUACCAGGGGCACACAGCCGUGUUGCGGUGCCAGGCCGAGGGCGACCCAGUGCCACACAUCCAGUGGAAGGGGAAGGAGAGGAUUCUAGAUCCCAGCAAGCUUUUACCCAGGAUCCAGAUCAUGCCAAAAGGCUCCUUGGUGAUCUACGACGUCACUACGGACGACUCCGGGAGGUACACGUGUAUUGCUGGCAACAGCUGCAACAUCAAACACCGUGACGCCAUCCUCUAUGUUGUAGACAAGCCAGUUGCAGAAGGGGAUGAAGUUCCCAACACCCACACACCGUAUAAGAUGAUCCAGACCAUCGGGCUGUCGGUCGGGGCGGCCGUCGCCUACAUCAUCAUUGUGCUGGCCCUCAUGUUCUACUGCAAGAAGCGGAGGAAGGCCAAGCGGCUGAAGAAGCCCCCGGAGGGCGAGGAGCCCGAGAUGGAGUGUCUGAACGGUGGCAGUCUGCUGCAAAACGGACAAACCACGGCCGAGAUCCAGGAAGAAGUGGCCUUGACCAAUCUGGGGAGUAGCUCCGGUGCCAGCAAGAGGCACAGCACCACCGACAAAAUGCACUUCCCCCGCGCCAAUCUACAGAGCAUCACGACGCUGGGGAAGGGCGAGUUUGGGGAGGUCUUCCUGGCCAAAGCGAAAGGCCUGGAGGACAGCGAGAGUGAGGUGCUGGUGCUGGUGAAGAGCCUGCAGACGAGAGAUGAGCAGCUGCAGCUGGACUUCCGGCGCGAGGCGGAGAUGUUCGGCAAACUGAGCCACCCCAACGUGGGGCGGCUGCUGGGCCUGUGCCGUGAGACAGAGCCGCACUACAUGAUCCUGGAGUACGUGGAUCUGGGGGACCUGAAGCAAUUCCUGAGGAUCUCCAAGAGCAAAGAUGAGACGCUCAAGCCUCAGCCCCUCAGCAACAAACACAAGGUGUCUGUCUGCAGCCAGGUGGCCCUGGGGAUGGAGCAUCUCUCCAACAGCAGGUUUGUGCACAAGGACCUGGCCGCCCGGAACUGCCUGAUCAGCGCUCAGAGGCAGGUCAAGGUGUCGGCCCUGAGCCUCAGCAAGGACGUGUAUAACAGUGAGUACUACCAUUUCCGCCAAGCCUGGAUCCCACUGCGCUGGAUGCCCCCGGAAGCUGUCCUGGAGGACGAGUUCUCCACCAAGUCAGACGUGUGGUCCUUCGGCGUCCUCAUGUGGGAGGUCUUCACGCAUGGGGAGAUGCCCUACGCCAAGCUGGCGGACGACGAGGUGCUAGCAGGUUUACAGGCGGGGAAGAUGAAGCUGCCCCACCCUGAGGGCUGCCCUUCCAAGCUCUACAAGCUGAUGCAGCGCUGCUGGGCCGCCAGCCCCAAGGAACGCCCCUCCUUCAGCGAGCUCGCCACCGCGCUGGGCGACAGCCCGUCCGACAGCAGAGCCUGAGCGGGGAGCCGGCCCCGUGCAGGGGGACGGGGGGAGCCGGGCUCCAGCAUCGGACUGGGAAGAGUCGGAGCCCAGAGGGACCAUGGGUUAUCACGGCUGGACUGGUGCUGGGGGGGCCUCUCCCCGGCCUGCUGGCAUGGUGUCCUCCAGGCCCUACCUCUGCUCCCCACAGUGCUCCAGCCAGCCCUUGUGUGCAGCAGGGAACGCUGGGGGGCCCGGCCCACUUCCACAGACCUGACCAGGGCUCCUCUGCCGCCCCAAGCCCCUGCCACCCAGCACAGCCAGGCCCCAUCCCGGGGGGCUGAGCUCCAUGUCCCUCGGCGCUGGGAGCCUGGUAGGAACCCCCGUUUGGCUGAGACUCGCUGUGCAAUGCAGCCCUCCCCUCUCCCCCGCGCGCCGCUGCCAACCUUUCCUUUGGGGCAGCCUGGCACAGAGCUGUGGGCCGUCUCCUUGUGCCGUGUCCCUGCCCGCUGUCAGACGAGGGGAGCCAUGCAGAUCCUCUCCCGGAGCCGCUGAGGAACCUGGGUAUUUAUUCAGAGGUUCUGCUGCCCCGCCCCGCCCAUGGCCCUGCGCAGCAAGCCAAGCGGCAGGAGCACCAAGUGCCUGGCAUAUGAAGGAGAUUCUCACUUGCUUUCCAGACUAUCCGAUGCCUUCUUUUGUAUGAUUCCCAGGGUGGCGCCCCUCUGCUCCUGGUGUGUCGCGCUGACCCCUCCCAGCCCAGAGCCCAGGGGUCGGGUUGGUUGCGUGGGGGCCAAGGUUUUUUACACACUGCUCUCAAUAAAGAAUCUCUUUUUGUA
This is a messenger RNA of Chelonoidis abingdonii (Abingdon island giant tortoise), 4125 nucleotides long. RefSeq names its product protein tyrosine kinase 7 (inactive) (gene PTK7). Lineage: Eukaryota; Metazoa; Chordata; Testudines; Testudinidae. Gene Ontology annotation, biological process: protein phosphorylation; homophilic cell-cell adhesion; synapse organization. The record is from RefSeq and is a predicted model, not a curated record. Gene Ontology annotation, molecular function: axon guidance receptor activity; ATP binding; protein kinase activity. Gene Ontology annotation, cellular component: neuronal cell body; axon; plasma membrane.